UGAAAAUUAGAGGGAUUCUGUGAUUCUUGCACGAGUGUGUCACUGUACUUGAAUGAAUCACGGUCUCCUUCCAUUGUUUUGGCUGAAGAAUAAGUCAAUUUACCUUAUGAACUGCUGAUUCAAAGAACCCUAAUACUUCCACAAUAUAAUUUUUAAGAUGUUCAAAUGGAUCAGAAAGGAUAUCUAAAAACCAUAUGUCAUAGUAUACAUUGAUUUGUUGUACAGACAUGGAAAGAAAUUGAAAUUACAUAUAAUUGAUAAAAGAAUCCUUGGAAAAGUAAUUUUCCAAUGAAAAAUAGGGAAACUAUAAUCGUCUUGGCAGAUGAACACACACAUGCAUGAUGGUGAACUUUUACGUAAUAUUAUUUUUAAUAUGUGCGUCCACCGCAGAACUGUCCAAUGAUUGUAAUGACCCCAACUGGCACUCGUUGGAGACAUUGGAAACCGCUAGAGCAAACUGCGGACCAAUUUUUGAGAAUCGAUGUACUUGCAUGACAACGUGUUAUGAACACCACCAUCAAUAUGUUGUUAACUGUACUGAUUCGAAUUUCCGUAGCACAUCACCACUCGCACAUUUACCAAAUGAAACACAAGUUCUAAUUUUUACUGGAAACCAGCUUACAGAACUUCCAUGGAAUGUAUUUGGCACCCUGGAUAGUUUACCUAAUUUAAGAGUGAUUGAUAUGUCUAAUAAUAAGAUCAAAGAAAUUCGAGGAAAAGCGUAUCACCACGUUCAACGUGUGGAACGACUGAUUCUAGAUUUUAACGAAUUAUCCUUGGACCCUGCACGAAACCAUCCCAGAAUGUUCUCUAAUUUUGUAUCUCUUUUGGAACUUCAUUUAACUGAUGCUUUUGAAGAUGGGCCUCCAAGAGAUCGUGCAGCUAUGUUGCAUGAUAUUUUUGUAAAUAGUAAUUUAACGCAACUCAUAAAAUUGCACUUGGAGCAGAAUGAAAUAUCAGAGUUCCGAGAUCCUAACGUUUUUUGUGAUUUACCAAAUCUUCUGGAUCUCUAUUUGGGUGACAAUGCAUUGACAGCUCUGCACUUCAACAUAUCUUGUCUUCACAAUCUUCGUUUUGUGGAUCUCCAACGAAAUAAAUUUAAGAGGAUUCUUGAACGUGAUUUGCACGCCAUGGACACUAUUGUUAAGCACAAUCAAAGUAUAGUAGUGGACUUUACCGGAAAUCCAUUAGAAUGUUCCUGCAAACUUAAUCCCUUUAUUAAAUGGAUGAAGAAAACUAAAGUAUUUGUCCGCAAUAAGGGCAGUUUGAAAUGUUAUAAAGGUGAUGUACUUCAUGAAAUCCACGAGACGAAAAAUUGCACGCCAAAAUUGUUCUCAUCAGCUUCACGCAGUGCAACUGCCGCAUUAUUUUUACUUUCGUUAGUAUUGAUAGGACUCGUGUGUGCUCUGAUAUACUUGCAACGUACAAAAUUGCAGAAAAAAAUUGAGCCGAUAUUGGACUCUGUAAAUAAAAGGGUGCGGUAUACCUCAAUAGCGACUGGCGAUAAUCGUGAAGACCUGUAGCCAAUUUAAUAACCGACUGUUUUCAAACUGUUAAAGUUCCAUUUUUUUACUAUGUAGUACUUAAACAAUUUUGUUUGUUUUUAAUAUUAUGGAUAGUCUGAAAUCAAAAGAACAUAAGAUAUUAAUAUUUAUAAUACUUUACACAGUGAUUAAUGUAAGAUUUAAAUAAAAUGUAAAACGAUCAUGUAAAAAUGUAAAUUUAAAGCAACGAUUAUUUUCAUUGAAAAUAAUCUUUUAAACUGUUUAGUUGUAAUAAUAAUCUAAUAACAUUAGAUUUGUUAAAAUAGUAUUUAGAAAUAAAAUCAUACAUAAUUUUUAUAUUGUUAUUGCUUUAUAAAUCUGUCCAGUGAUA
Messenger RNA from Megachile rotundata (alfalfa leafcutting bee), 1875 nucleotides. Its product is annotated as trophoblast glycoprotein. Gene Ontology annotation, molecular function: protein binding. Gene Ontology annotation, cellular component: membrane. The record is from RefSeq and is a predicted model, not a curated record. Lineage: Eukaryota; Metazoa; Arthropoda; Insecta; Hymenoptera; Megachilidae.